Messenger RNA from Symbiodinium sp. CCMP2592, 5121 nucleotides. The record is from the annotation of a GenBank genome assembly. NCBI's taxonomy places the organism in Eukaryota, Dinophyceae, Suessiales, Symbiodiniaceae.
AUGAGUGACCAACUGUCAAGUGAUGAAAGGGGAGAAUCCAGGCCAGUUGGUGAGAGCUCCGUCGAAGAGUUUCAAGCUCACCUUGAUAAUCUGGCUUGCGGCGACUCCGUUGAGAAUUACAGUCGUGAUUUCUUGCAAGACAGGUCUCCUGCUCUGAGUGCGAGUUUUGACCCCAGUGACUUCGAGGAGGUACAAUGGUACUCAAAGGCGAAUCUGUCUGACAAGGGCAGCGAUCUCCCUCCUGGUUCUUUGACAGCAGAGGAGACUCCGAGGCAUGUGCCCUCGCAGGGCUCUGGCAUGCCGGGGUCAUCUUCUGGUGAUCGUGUAUUCAAUGUUCCAGCUGCCGUGGCUUUUGCACAUCAGUCUUUACCCACUGCAGGUCUGGAGCAGUGCUGGGAGAAGGGGAUUUGGGCGGACAUUUUUGGAUCGCCGAAGGAUUUGUAUCAUGGAAUGCAUGGUUCUGUGUAUAAGAGACCGGAGGCCGUGCUUUUCGAAAGUGAUUCUUCGCGCUUGAAGGCUGCCAAGACUUCUGGUUCGGCAGAUAAAUCUGGCGGAAGUUUUACUUAUUUGAAUGCAGUUAAAGACCGUGAAGCGGUAAGCUGGAAGGCCAAGAGGGACAAGGAGCGGUCAGAGGCUCUUUACCUCUGGCAGGGGCUCAUUGAGUCUUGGCCCGCCAAGCUGGCCGUGGUUCGGCAACUUUUGGACCUGGGGCAUUUGCCUAGAUAUUUUAUGAUUGAAGAUUUACUUGGUGGCAAGGCACCCGCUACUUUACGCAAGCGGUACAGGUCUCUGCUGGGUUACAACAACUUCUUGAGUGACCGAGGGUUGGGUUUUCCUGGAUCGGAGGAGAUCUUCUACCAGUACCUGUGUGGCAUGCGGGAGGCAGGCAGGCCUGCUUCUGCUCGGAAGGCAGUUCUUGAAGCCAUCACGUUCACGAGAUUUGUGGUUGGGAUUCCGGAACUUGCUGAGCUGGGUGAGAGCAAGCGCUGCCACGGCAGCGCGAAGCAGCGAGAUUUCAAGGCUCGGGUCCAGGCCUCUCCCUUUACAGUGGCCGAGCUGACCAAGCUUCACUAUAUUCUCGCUAAUGAUUCUGAGCUGUGGAACAGGCUGAUGGCCGGCGCCCUCCUUUUCGCAACUUACGGCAGGGCUCGCUGGGAGGACUUGUCCCACGCAGAGUCCAUUACUGUGGAUCGUGGAGAGAAUGGCGAGGCGGCUUUCAUAGAGGCCGGUGUGGGAGUCCACAAGACAAUGGGUGCCAAACUCAUGCGGGGGCAGCUUUUGCCCAUGGUGGCACCUGGUGUGGGUGUUACCGAAGACUUGUGGAUAGAACAAUUUAGGGAAACAAGAAGAUUGCUGGGAAUUGGUGAGCCGCCGCUUUUCCCUGUGAUGCCGGCACCAGAUCACCAAGGAUUCCCCACUGUUCGGAGUCUUGAGUCCGACGAGGCGGGGUCUUGGGCUAGGCUGUUGCUUUUCGGGAGCGCGGACCCGAUUCCGGACAGGCGUGUGUCGAGCCAUUCUUGCAAGUGCACUUGCAUUAGCUUUGCGACCAAGUUCGGGGCAAGUCCGAAUGAGUUGCUCUUGUUGGGGUAUCACACUGGUGAUUUUAAGAUGCCACUUACAUACGGGAGAGAUGCCGCUGCUCCCACACUCUUGUUGCUGAACAAGGUGUUGCGAGCUAUUCGGAGUGGUCGCUUCAAGCCUGAUUGCACUAGAAGUGGGAGAUUUGUUAAAGGAAGCACUCCUGUCUUGAUAGAAGAACCACCGUCAGAUGCGGUAACCACAGGCUCCAGCAGUAGUUCGGAUUCAGAGAGUCAGGACGGUGCCGAACUUCCCAGGUCUUUCGUGCGCUGGGUCGUUCCUGAUCCUCCUGACGGCAUGUGCUACUAUGAGCAUACAAAGUCCAAAGUUUUGCACUUGGCUCAUGAUCAUUAUUCCAAGGGCUGCUCUGCGAUGUCCACUAUCAUCGAGAGUGAAGCAGCCUUCGAGAAGAGGAUGCCUUUAGAGAGCUUGCGAAACUUGUGUAUGCGACUGGCGUCUACCUUGGUUAUUCAGACUUAUAGGGACAUGGUGUCGCAUGAUUCAUCAGAUGGUGCACCGAUGAGAAAGCUUCCGCUGCCAGAGAAGCGGGCACGUAAGGAAUCUCAGCAGUCUAGGCUGGGAGGCAUAGACAUGGACGGAGAGCUUGACCCGUCUUAUCAGUUGAUUGAUGCUUGCAAUCAUCAGAUGGAUAAUGCAGUGAUUUACUGGCUUGCACCUUCUAAAUGCCCGAAGCGUGAGCAAGAGGUGAUCGCAGGUUUCAAGGAAAAGCCGAGCACCCUUCAAGUCGAGAACAACACUGUCAAGGUUGGAGGUCCGAGUGUCUCCGUGGAGUGCGAUACUACGGAUUCUUUGCGUUGUCAGUGGGCUUGGAUGCGAAGGGGUCUUGCUUAUGAUCAGUGCAGAAUGCUUUCUUACAAUGUUCAUCAAAAGUGGAUUCAGAGGAGGGCCGUCAAUCCAGGGCCGUCAGGUGUUCCACCUCUUGAUGCAGUCAUGUCCCGUUUGGCCUUCGAUCAGCGCAUCACUCAGUUCUUGCUUCCUAUGCAGAAGUCGCAGGUCGUGAAGGUUGCGCCAACAAAGGUGACGGAGGAUGACAAGCCCCCGGCACCUCAUAAGGUGCCUCGCGUUGCGACUGAGAAGGCUAAGGCUAAGGCGAAAGCGCGAGGGGGCCCGAAGAACAAGCCGGCCGCCUUGGCAGCAUAUGAUACCAGGACCAAGUUUGGCAACGCGUGCUGGGGUUUCAAUCUUCCCGAUGGCUGCUCUCACAAGAGUGAGAAGGAUCCGAAGUCAGGCUUUCAGAAGUGUGACAGAGGAGGGGAAGUGGCAGAAAGUUUUCACCUUGAGCAAGCUUCCGCCCCUUCCGAUGGAACAUCCGUUGAUGGGGUUGGCAAAGAUGCUGAUGCAUGUUCCGGGUCCGUGGAGCGGUUGGCUAUGAAGCGCAACUUCAGCCAAUUCUUGAAGACAAAUGACGAGUCUGAGAGCCCGGAUGCUUGUAUGGCAUCGCGAGCUGACGAUCAGGUCGCAGAUCCAGUAUCUGCCGAUACCCACGAACAGAUGGCUCGCACCAUGCUCCAUGCAAACGCCUUUACUGCCAGCAACUGCAUCCGCCUGUUCGAUGCUUGCCCUAAGGACCGAUCUCUGCGAAGUGUGCAGGACAGCUCCGUUGCAGGGACGCGCAUAAGUUUUGGGUUCUAUGUCCGAGGUGGCAAGGCCAGCGUCUUCAACGCAUGCACGUCGGCGUCGGCCACCUGCCGAUUCUUUACCUCGGUGAUUCGAUUCGUCGACCCCACCCAUGUGUUCGGGGCCUUUCAGAUUCUUUCCGAUGUUCGCUCGGAGAUUCAUCUUGACAAAGCCAACGAAAAGGGCUCGAGGAAUCCUGUCAUCCCGCUCACUUUCUUUGAGCAAGGCCAGAUCUGGAUCAGGGAUGAGGCAGGGCAGCAUGAGAUUAAACACAGUGGCAAGUCCUACUUUGGGAAGUUGCUUGAUGUGAAUGCAGGGCCACUUCGCAUUGACCCAUCAGUGCAUCACGCAGUUCUGCCUUGGCUUGGUCGCAGGGUGGUUUUGGUUGCAUACAUGCCGUCUUUUGCUGAAAGGCUCAGCCAUGGCGACAGGUCUUCUUUGUCUGAGCUGGGAUUUGUUUUCCGACACUUUGCAGGCCCGAGCAGUGGCCCUUUGAAGGACAUUCGCGCUGCACCAGCGUCCUCGGCACAUGAUCGUUCUACCGCUGAGGACUUCUUGAUCUUGGAGCUGUGUGCAGGUCACGCGGUUCUUUCACGAACGGCUGAUUCACUUGGAUUUCGAACUUUAUCGGUAGAUAAUAAUCAGUUCCGGUCGCCUGGUAAGCAAGUCUUGCGCCUUGACCUGUGUGAUCCAGCCAACAUUGACUAUCUUCUUGAAAUAAUUUCUGCAGAGAAGGGUAAACUAGCCAUGGUCUUCUUGUCUCUGCCCUCGGGCACGGCCAGUGUCUCUCGAGGCAAACAUAUCAAGAAGUGGGAAGAGCAAGGCUAUCAACUGCCUGUUGAGCUACGGAGCUCCACGCAUCCUGACAUGCUCCCUGGGCUUUCUCCUCAGGAUCGCAAACGAGUCGAGGAUGCCAAUCAGCUCUACUUUGAGACAGCUCGGUUGGUUUUGGCUUCCGUAGGGCAGGAUGUUUUGACUGUUGUCGAGAAUCCUGACUCUUCCCUGUACUGGGCUACUUCUUUCUUUCAGUCCAUCACUUCGGUGUGUCCGGGGUUCUUCACCCGUUUUCACUUGUGUUGUCAUGGGGGUGCUCGCCCUCGCUUGAUCCGCUUGUGGUCGUCCAAGGAUGUCUUCAGUUCGCUCGAGGCUCGUUGCGACAACUCGCACCCCCAUAAGCCAUGGCAGCCACGUUUGUUCGGACGUAAAGUCAAAUUCAUGACUGCUGACGAAUCUGAGUAUCCUUCUGUCUUUUGUCUGAGGCUGCUUUCAGCUUUGGCAAAUCACAUCCACGGCUCCUUGGCAGGUCCGUCGCCGCAGCAAUCUGUGCCUUUCCAUAGCAAAAGCACUCGCGUGGCUUUGGGUCUUCAGCCGCGUGGAGCCUCCUUCGGGCCUUUGGUCGCGGAAUUUUCGCAUUUUCUGUCGUGCCUUUGCCCUCCGAGUAAGCCGCAGCUCUUGCUGGACUUUUUGGCCAAGCAGCCUAAGGGUUCUCGCGUAGUUCGUCGCUUUGUUUUCGGAUGGGGGGAAGUCUUGCAUUCACUUGAACUGUGCGAGCACCCGAUCUUCCUUGAAGUUCCAGAUCCGAGGACUGGUCAGGUCGCAGCAAACGGCACUCAGGUGGAGCUUGUGACGAUUGGCAUUCCGUGUGAACCGUCCGAGUUCAUUCGAAGGGCCUUGAUCACGGGGCACCCCAGGAGGUUCGAGUUCCAUCUUGAACCCGAAAUAGAUGAAGCGAUUCAUGCGAACUUUGUUGGGAAUCCUGGUGACUUAGCCCGCGCCCGAAUCGACUUUAGUGGAGUGCGAGAGCUAAGGAGCUCCCACCUGAGGAGGAUAAGCUUCAUUCCGCCAUGCCUGGCUACCUUGCACAGGUUUUGCAAGGCAAACGUCUUCUCCUGUUUAAGGAAAUGA